AUGUUUUGGUGCCUGUUUUUUAUCCUGUCUUUAGCGGACGCUCAAACCUCCAGCCGGUUCGUGGUGGGCUGCCCGGCGCGGUGCGACAAGUCCAUGUGCCCCCGUUCUCCAUCGUCCGACUGUCCGGCGGGACAGACUCUCGACGCCUGUCAUUGUUGCCCGGUUUGCGCGUCCGGCGAAGGCGAGGCGUGCAGCGGCAGCGGCAAACUCGGCGACCCGGUGUGCGGAGAGGGUCUGGAGUGCUCUGUGUCCGGCGGCGUCGGCUACACCGCCACCGUGCGCCGGAGGAGCAAGACGGGCAUCUGCGCCUGCAAAACUGUGGAGCCCGUUUGUGGCAGCGACGGGGUGUCCUACCGAAACAUCUGCGAGCUGAAGAGGGUCAGCCGGCGGGCGCAGAAACUCCAGCAACCGCCUGUCCUCUUCAUUCAGCGAGGGGCCUGUGGGAAAGCUCAGGACAACCCAGACAGCCCGAGACAUAAGUACAACUUCAUUGCCGACGUGGUGGAGAAAAUUGCACCAGCUGUGGUUCACAUCGAGCUCUACCGCAAGAUGACAUACUCCAAACGUGAGGUGGCUGUGGCCAGCGGCUCGGGCUUCGUAGUGGCAGAUGAUGGCCAGAUCGUGACCAACGCGCAUGUGGUGGCCAACAAGCACCGCGUCAAGGUGGAACUCAAGAGCGGGGCCAUCUACGACGCCAAGAUCAAGGACGUGGACGAGCGCUCCGACAUCGCCCUCAUCAAGAUCGAGGCGCCGACCAAACUCCCCGUGCUGCUUCUGGGCCGCUCCUCGGACCUGAGGCCGGGUGAGUUCGUGGUGGCCAUCGGAAGCCCUUUCUCCCUGCAGAACACCGUCACCACGGGAAUUGUCAGCACCACCCAGAGAGGGGGCAGGGAGCUGGGCCUUAGCAACUCUGACAUGGACUACAUCCAAACGGACGCCAUCAUCAAUUAUGGCAAUUCGGGAGGACCUCUAGUCAAUUUGGAUGGAGAGGUUGUCGGAAUCAACACGCUAAAGGUGACCGCUGGCAUUUCCUUCGCCAUUCCCUCGGACAAGAUUCAGCAGUUCCUGACAGAGUCUUAUGACAGACAGUCCAGAGGUACAGCAGCAGCGAAAAAGAAAUACAUCGGCGUGCGGAUGAUGACUCUCACUUCAUCCCUGGCCAAAGAGCUGAAGACCCGACAUCGAGACUUUCCUGACAUCACCUCUGGCGCAUACGUCAUGGAAGUCAUUGCGAAGACGCCGGCUGCGGUUGGCGGCCUCAAAGAACACGACGUGAUUAUCUCCAUUAAUGGCAAGAGGAUUUCCACGGCCAACGAUGUGAGCGCCGCCGUCAAGAAGGACAAAAGCCUGAAAGUGGUGGUUCGCCGUGGCAAUGAGGACGCCAUCCUCACCGUCGUUCCCGUGGAGAUCGACCCUUGA
Molecule: messenger RNA, 1419 nt
Organism: Nerophis lumbriciformis (worm pipefish)
Lineage: Eukaryota; Metazoa; Chordata; Actinopteri; Syngnathiformes; Syngnathidae
Source: RefSeq, a predicted model, not a curated record